Molecule: messenger RNA, 1046 nt
Organism: Parathielavia appendiculata
Lineage: Eukaryota; Fungi; Ascomycota; Sordariomycetes; Sordariales; Chaetomiaceae
Exons: 3
Coding region: 94-753 (219 amino acids)
Biological process (GO): double-strand break repair via homologous recombination; mRNA export from nucleus; proteasome assembly
Cellular component (GO): proteasome complex; proteasome regulatory particle, lid subcomplex
Source: RefSeq, a predicted model, not a curated record
CAUGACUAUCAUUGAGCGUUGCCCUAGCAUGUGCGCGAGAUGGACAACACAGUCACACAAAGAUUGCGCAUGUAGCUGUGCCUGGGGCUGGAGAUGCACAAGGCAAGGCGGCCAGUGAGAUUCCGUCACUUUGAAAUUGGCUUGUGCGCCAUGAGCUUCCAUCGCUGCUGCCCCACCAAGCCUGGACCGUGCGGCCGGUUGAAGCCGAAUACUGGACUGUUCCUGGCUUCCAGGUUGCAGAAGCCCAAGCUCAUCCAAGCUCAACCAACAUCACAACGUCCAACGCAGUGUAUCUUCAUAAUUGCCCCUGGCAAUUCUACUACUACCCUUGAUUCUGUAGUCAUCCCACUUGCUCUGCCGAGCGAUACAUUUCCACACCACCGACGCACCCGUCGGUUGCCUUCUGCAACCUCUUGGCGACCCGAAGUCAACCAUCACCCUGCCUCUACCACCUCAGAUCCGCUCACGAUGGCAUCCUCACAAACUGCCACCAAGAAAGACGACAAGGCGGCCGAGACCAAGCCCGAGCAGCAGCCCGCCGCAGAUCAGAAACCAGCCGCGUUGGAGGAGGACGACGAGUUCGAGGACUUUCCCGUCGACGACUGGGCGCAGGAGGACACAGAGGCCGCAAGCGGCGGCGGCGCGACACAGCACCUGUGGGAGGAGUCGUGGGACGACGACGACACGAGCGAUGACUUUUCGACACAACUCAAGGAGGAGCUGAAGAAGGUCGAGGCAUCCAAGAAGCGGUGAUUCGGUGCCCGCAUCCAGGGAGUUAGGAAGCCAAAUGCAAUAUAAGAUGGUUAACACUUUCCGCCUGAUCACGUCGCGGUGAAGAGGACUAAGGGUGAGGAAGCGGUGGAGAUGCUCAGUUGCGCGCAUCUAUCGCCGAAUCCACAUAUGCCACACCUGGGGUCAGGUGGCCGGAUAAGGGCAAAAGCUGGCGCCUCGCCCGGCAGGCAUAGAAAAAUUGAAGUGUGUCACAGCAAGUUUUGACUACAAAUCCAAGCUCGUCGCAAAUAAAAUCAUGUCUAAAUUGUCUUGGG